GCAAGCACGGAGAGGAGCUAGUACUCCACAGCCUCGGCUUCCUUCUCGCCUCCUCCCCGCUGGGGGUUGGAGACUGUGAAUUGAUGGACCUGCUCUCCUGCAGAGAUUCUGUCCUCGCCGAGCACAGUAUCGGCAGCUUCUCUCCUCCCCAGAAGAGGCUCCCUAGAGCCCGAUGGGCCUCCUUGAAACUUGACCUGCUCGCUCUCUCCCUCCUCCUCGAAGUCUCCUCCCCUGCUGGAAGGGUCUGGACCCUGAGCCAUCUGGUGCUGGAAAGGAUCCUGGAGGACAGAGUGGUAGGGGAGAAGACGCUAGCUUCCUCCCUCAGGGUCUUGAAGAGCAUGUACACGGGGGAGCUGACCGAGGACAUGGGAGGAAGGAUAAUAAUGCAGCGCGCGCACGAGGACACGCUGGGAGGAGGAGGGAUCAACAGGAGGAAGCUGCAUCUGCUUCCUCUUCUCCUCCGCAAGCUCAUCAGAGCUGAAGGAGGGCACUGGGCCGACAAGCUUGCUUCCUUCUUGAGCAACCCGAGCUUCAUGGAGCAGAAGCGGCGCUGUGGGAAGGAAGAGGAUGUGGUGGAGGAGCUUGCAGCAGGGGUGUGGAGCAUAGCGACUAUGAGGGGUUCGAAGAAGUCUUUCGUUGACAGCUGCGUGAACAAGCUGCUGGCCAUCGCACGGCAGCAGGAGAUGCGCGGGACGUUCUCGAUGACCACGUCCGGGCCCAGCAGGAAAAUCGUCGGGACCAAACUCUGCCUGCUGGAGUGGGAGGUGGAAAGAACUUCCCUGCUGUGCCUCCAGCUGAAGAAAAACCUCCUCACUCGCUCGCACGACCCGAGCAUGGCGACGCUCGGAUCACUUCCUGACAUCCCGUCCGUGACGAAACUGCGAGAGGAGAGACAAAAG
Molecule: messenger RNA, 899 nt
Organism: Guillardia theta CCMP2712
Lineage: Eukaryota; Cryptophyceae; Pyrenomonadales; Geminigeraceae
Exons: 1
Source: RefSeq, a predicted model, not a curated record